CUCAUCUAUUUGCUUUUGCUCGUGACCCUCUAUCCAUCGUGAUCUCUCAGAGAGAGAUCCAAGUGGAUAUAAGGUGUUCUUAUCGCUAGAGAGCAGCUAAGUCUCAUCAAAGGACUACCUUAUAUCUAUUUCUGCCCCGCCGCAAAUGGCUUGGUCCCUUUGUUCCUUAUAUUUUAUAUAUUCUUUCUUGUGGCCUGGGAGGUUCUAACUAGUUGCGGACCUGAUUCAUGGUCUUUGUCAUAUGACACAUAUAUAAAUUCGGUUGCCAUCAACCCCCAAAACUAGAAGAAUUCUCAACGACUCAUCGAUUUUGUCUCGUAUCGAAGUCCAGCUUCUACAAACCAAUUUUACCGCUCACGCUUUUCCUCCUGAAGCUGUCUUAUAUCUUACCUACUGACCGCCUGCUUAUUACGAUGUCUUCUUCGGUUGUUCUGGAAUAUACUCCUGACGAUAUCAUUUAUGGUUAUGAAUCGGGAGAUGCAAUUAAGGAGCAAUCGGAAAAGCUCCUGAAGUUGAUUCGAGAUAGGAUCAAGCUUGGCACGCGCCGCGACCCCAUAAUAUUUAUCGGUCAUGGCUUAGGCGGGACAAUCAUUAAGCAAUCCAUGAUCAUGGCUGUAAAUGACAGAGUAAAAUAUGAAGAUAUCAGUUUCUCGGCAACUUCCUUCUCGUCUAAGAUCUUUCUUCAUUGCCCCCAUCAAAUAGCUACACCGUGGGAGGCUUUCGAUUGUGCCGUAAAGUGGUUUGCCCCAGUUGUGGACUCAAAGUCGCCCUUUCCUAUACAACCUAUUGAACUAUUGACAGCCACGGUAGUAGAGACAAAUGAACUGUUUCUAGAGACAGGAAUAACACAAAUCUCAAAAGUGGCACCGAUAUUUUCUACUGAAGGGAAUCCCAGUGUCCAGGCUACCUAUUCCCUUGGAAUCCUUCAUGAAGCACUUUUCCCAAUAAAAGUGUGCGAUAGCGACGAAAAACUUGAAGACAUAAUACGCAGCCUUUUCGGGGCGGCGAGAGUAUCCUACGCCAGCUUGAUAAAGGAUUGGUGGCUACCAGCUGUAAACACUUUCAUCCACCCCAUUCAGAAGGCCAACUAUUCACCAUGGAAAGAAGCAGAAACUACUAGUUGGCUGGAGAAAAAUGAUGAAUAUGUUAGAUUGCGAGAUCGCAGAGGAGCUUAUGCAUUCUCGGUCUUUGGUCAGAACACCCAAAGUGCUGCACACACUCUCCAACGAUCUGUUGCCAAUCUGGAUGGGAAACCGGAAGCUAAGAAUUGCCUCGUCCUUCAAUUUACUUUCGAACAGCAUGAUGCUCGGCGAAAUACUGCCCUGUCGAUGGCGACGUCAUUGGUAUGCCAAAUACUGGUUGCUGCCAAAGCCGCAGAUCUAGAUACGAAAGUCUUUGAUCACUGGCACGUACGCCGGUCAUGGUCUCUCUUUGAUGCAUUAUCAAUUCUCACUUCACUGAGCCGCAAGUUGGAUAUACUUUGCCUGCUCCAUAAUGCGGACCAGUGCGAAUCGAGUUCGCUGGACACUUUUAUCCAACACUUUAAGCGUAUCAUUAUGCAGACUGAAAGACAGUUCAAACUAUGCUUGAUGACAAGUGUCAAAUUGGACAAGUACAGAUUUUUAUCGCUUGAUAGCAAUGAAUUGGGCGAUUCUGGUUCUGCGCAAUUCCCGGAGGAAAUGAAAGAAAACACGAAUGUGCGGUGCGCACGUCAAUCUUCGAAUAUAUUUCCCAACAGUGCCAUCGCUAAAGAUGCACCACAUAUCGACAGUGAAGCAAUUCAUAAUAUCUUCAUUGGUGUUACUGAUACGAGCUUGAGAGAUGCACUUGUCUUACAGGCGACGAAAGCCAAUUCUUCAUUCCUCAUUCAGAACCUCCUUUCUCUUAAGAAGCCAAUCACUCAACAGUCUCUUUUCUCGCAACUUCUCAGCCACAUUAGUCAAUCCGAGCAAAGUCUCGUCAAAACAACAUUGUCUUGGAUCCUCUUUGCGUUGCGACCACUCAGCAUACAGGAAUUAGCUACUGUAAUCUCCUGGGCGAAGGACCGUCAGUUUCUUGGCAACUCUGCUCAUGACAGAAAAUUCUGUUUCCAGCUUGUUUCUCCCAUUUUAACUUUGUUACCUGGAAUAUUGGAGAUUGACAACAACGAAGUCAAGAUUGUCCAUCCAGCUAUUCGGGAUUUCUUCUUUGAGCAAAGGAACGAGUGGUUCAGUGCUGACAUCAAAGACCACCGCAACAUUGUACUGCUCUGUUUGGAAAUUCUACAAUUGGAAGACUUCCAGUCAUGGCAAACACAGUAUAUUCCGUAUGAACAACAAGAUGGUGAAGUGAAGGCUCUUCCCCGGUCAAUCCACGAGGAUCGAUCGACUCUACACUGGUACAUCACACUGAACUGGCCAGAACAUUUCAGGCUUCUUUCCCAGUCUCACCGUCCCAUCAAAGAAGUUAAGCAGUUCUUCGCUCCGACAAACAAAAUGAUAUGGGCAGGCUGGGCAAAGUCAAAAUGGAUUCUUUCCAAUCAUUUCUCGAGGGGUUGUAAUCCUGACCAAUUCAAAAGUCCAUUGCCUCUACUUGCUGAAUUGGCAGAUACGCAAUUGUUCGUUGAUGGGGUCAAGGAAUUGGGAGAACUUGCAGAACUGUCAAACGAUUUCUCAGCUGCAAUUGCACAGGCUGCAUCUAUGAACAGUAUUGAGAUUGUUGAUUAUAUCCUUGGCGAAAAGGAUAAUGCCCGACUCAGCCUCGAACAGGCAUUCAGUACGACAUCAAUCACUUAUGAAGUCGAGAUGCUCAUUCACCUCAUCCAAGCUGCACCAGAUAACUACGCCUGGCCAAGUUCUUUAAUGGUGCGCGCAGCAGAAUUGGGUCAAGAAGGAGUCGUAAAAGCUCUGCUUGACCGGGGUUGUUCGCCCAAUAUUCGCCUUCCGCAUCGCAAUAUGAAGCCUUUGCUUUGCGCUGCUAAUAAUGGGCAUGCCGCUAUCUGUGGACUACUUCUUGCACACGGAGCAGAACUUUCUGUUUCUCCGGGGGAUAACGCCGUUAUAGAUUUGGCAAUCGCCUCACCAGAUGGCGGUGAAGUGGUCAAGCUCCUCAGACGACAUGGGGUUAAUGUUACAGCUGCACUGCUCACUUCAUGCGAAUUGGGGCAUUUUAAAAUUUUGGAGGCGUUUGAAGAUGAGAUAAAACAGGAGAAACCUCCAAGAUUUCUCCCGAACAUGUAUAUCACGAAAUCAAUCGCUCUCGACUUUGGCUUCACCGUUGCGGCGAUUGUUGAUAUCCUUCGUUUGGACGGCCAAGAUUUGGACGUCUUAAUGCGCAAUGCGAUUGACGGAGGCAGACAACAGGUUGUUCGCCAACUAUUAGCAACGGGAGUCGAAGCAGGGGACGCGAUGUCGAUAGUGUGGAAGGAUGAGUCCAUCAUUGAUUACUUGCUCUCUAGAGGGGCUGAUCCUACCAAACUCAGAGGCAAUGAUUCGACAUAUGGUGUGGAGUUAAACGCUGAUGUCAACGACGUAGGCGGCUGGAAUUUAGGAACGGUUCUCAAUGCUGCCUGCCUUCGAGACCAUCCGACUGUCUUCGAUAUGCUUGUCAAUAGAUACAACGCGAAUCCACAUCUAAGUGACAUUUUCGGUCGCUUACCAAUACAUCUUGCUGCGACCAGGGAGAUUUACAGAUUUCGGUAUCUGUUAGAUCAUGGAUGCGGCGUUGAAGCUGUGGAUAGAAUGGGCCGCACUGUCUUGCAAUGGGCUUCGCAAGGCGACGACGUUGAAGUUUUGAAACUUGUUCUAUCGCAGCCUGGAGUCGAUGUUAACCAAACUGACAAAGAUGGCUGGACGGCACUUUGUUGGGCAGCUCGGACUGGAAGAACCGCUAAUGUCAAGGCUCUCCUUGAAAGCGGUGCUCAAGAGGUGGGAAAAGCUCGAGACGAUUGUAGGCUCGAGGCAUAG
This is a messenger RNA of Trichoderma atroviride IMI 206040, 3944 nucleotides long. NCBI's taxonomy places the organism in Eukaryota, Fungi, Ascomycota, Sordariomycetes, Hypocreales, Hypocreaceae. The record is from RefSeq and is a predicted model, not a curated record.